AUGGACGAUGUCCCCCCUCCGCCAUACUCAGAGACGGACAUCUACUCGACCUCCGGCCAGCGCUCGAAUCCAUCCUCGAUUUCACCACAUGUUCCCUCCAACCAUGGCGACGACGGCGCCUCGCGGGUCUCAUCGCACGCCUCGUCUCGCAGCGAAGUCAUCUACACCCCACCAUUGACACCCCGCACCAGCGGCACCGGCGGCGCUCACCAAGAUGACUCGAGUUCCAGCCUGUCCGGCCGCCCGCAAGCUUUCACCGCUCCCUCCACCUCAUCGGCAUACUCGGACUUCGCAGCCGCCUACUUCGAAUCCAGGCCCGCGCCCGCCUUCCCCCCGCAGGACCAGCUCGUUCACUUACUUACCGUGACCCCGUCCUCGACGCCAGACGACGUACCCUGCCCCCCGAGCUGGGCCGCCCGCGACGUCACGCAGCAGGACUGGGCGACUUUCACAAACUGCCUAAUUCCGCACCACACCGCCGCGCGAAAUGAGGCCGUCAUCAACCGCAAGCUGCGGGCCGAGGAGGAGGCCAUCGCCGCCGCCGCCGCUGCGUCGAAUGGGGGAGGGGCGACAACAGCUCCAGCGGCGCGCGGAUUGGAUCAAAUCCGCUCCGACCCGGACACCGACCCCGGCGCGGCCGCCGCCGCAUCAGGACUUAGAAGGGAGGACGUGGAGGCCGUGGUCGCGCAGUGGAAUGAGGGCUUCUUCCACCCAAGGGGCGUGGCUGUGAUGCUCAACCCCGACGUCGAGGAGCUGCGUGUGCCUGGAGCCUGGGACCGGUCUUUUGAUAGGAGCGUCGAGAGCCCGACUAUCCCGGGCGGAGGAGGAAGCGGUGGUCCGACGCCCGUGCCUUUCCCCGUGCACACGGGCCCGGGGCCGACAACACAGUCGGGCCCGAGUGCGAGCGAGGCCCGGGGUAGUUGGAGCUUUGGCGGUAUUACGGUCACGCAGGAUGGGAUCUCGAUCGGGGACCGCAUCGUUGCGGAUAGCAAUGGCAUCAGGGUGGGAAACCUGAUUGCGGAUGAGAACGGUAUAAGGUUCGGAAGCAACACGACGCCGCGCGCGCAACCUCACUACGUCGGUCCGAAUCCGAACUGGGCCCCUCCCCCUCUGCAUGCACCGCCGGGCCCAUCACCUGUGCCAAUGUUCGGACCCGGACCUGGAUCUGGCCCGUUCCCUCCGGGGCCACACCCGCAACAUAUGGCACUUUCAGGAACCCACGAGCACCCCUUCUUCCAGAGCGGCCACAACCACGCCCACGUCCGCCAUGGCAGUGGAAGCGGAGGCCGUGGCCGUCCACCCGGCCGGUACCCCUCCGACCAGCGCUCAGUCUCAGCAUCAUCCUCCGCUUCCUCCUCUUCCUCUACGUCGUCCGCCUCCUCCGUCGGCUCCCUGCCGGACUACGAGGAUCUCUACCCCGCUCAGCUGCCCAUCUACAAACACCGCGUGGCGUCGUGGCUCUCGCACCCGGACCAGCCUGUCACGAAAGCCGAUGUGGCACAGUUGCGCAAAGAGAUCCGCUCCGCGCGCUCUGUAAGUGAUGCAUCAGGGCAGUCGAAGCAGGACAAUCCGUCUGCCGCAUCUGCGCCGAGCAGGGCCGACGAAAAGGCGCUGAGGGCGGAGCUCAAGACCCUGACGCAGGAAUGGCGGAAGCUUAAACGCCAGCAGCGCACGGUACGCAAGGAGAAGCGGCGGGAGCGCCGUGCGAAGCGGAGGGAAGAGAAGAGAGAGCGUAGAGAGCAGAGGAGGGAGCGCAGGGAGCAGAGGAGAGAAGGCAGACGAGCACAGAUGGAGACGAGGAGGGGCGGCGGUGGCGACGGCGGCGACGGCGGCGACGGAGCGAGAGGGGGUCACCAGCACCACCAUCAUCACCAUCACGGCCCGGGGCCGAUGCCCGCGCCGUCGUUGUGGGGUGCGCCUCAGCCGUUUGUACCACCGCCGCCGCACGGCAUCCACGUACCGCCUCCGCCCGUGGUACAUACCCCGCCCAUACCAGUCGUCCCUAUAGUCUCGCCGAACGUUCCAAACAACUUCCAGUGGGGUGGCGGUCCGGGCAGGGGGUUUGCGCCCCGGGGCGGUUUCUCAGGAGGCGGAGGGCCUUGGGGCGCGGGGUUCGGGAGGGGCUGGGGUCGCGGGCACGGACGCGGAAGCGAGCACGCGUUUCCGUCUAACGCCGGGCCUCCUCAUCCGCCUGGUGCAUGGCCCGUCGGUGGCGGCGGCGAGAGGAGCCCGGGGGCGUCUACGCCGCCUGUGCCGCCGUCGCAGGUGCUCUUCAAAGCUGUGGAGGAGAUGGAGAAGGAUAUCGCCCGGAGGGUCGAGGAGCUGGAUAAGGUGAGAAACGAGAUGAGGGAUAACAACCCCAGAAGGGGGAGAUGUGGUAACAGCCGUGGCAGAGGGCGGUGCGGCUCGGGCAGGGCGGGCGGAGGUGAUGAGACUGCGCAGAAGAUGGAGGCCGAGAUUGAUGAGCUGUCGAGGAACGUGGAGAAGCUCAAGAUCGAGGCGGACGCCGAGUUUGCGAGGGAGCUGGCGGCGGAGGAUGACAAGUCUGGCGGGUGGUAA
Colletotrichum spaethianum is the source of this 2559-nucleotide messenger RNA. RefSeq lists its product as uncharacterized. The record is from RefSeq and is a predicted model, not a curated record. The transcript is spliced from 2 exons. NCBI's taxonomy places the organism in Eukaryota, Fungi, Ascomycota, Sordariomycetes, Glomerellales, Glomerellaceae. The coding region runs from base 1 to 2559 and encodes 852 amino acids.